AUGCGCUCCAUGAGGGUUCUGCAGAAUGCCCUGAGCAGGGCCGGCAGUCACUGCGGGCGGGGAGGCUGGGGUCACCUGAGUCGGAGCCCCCUCCUUGGCGGGGGCGUUCGGCAUCGCCUCAGUGAGGCCGUGGUGCAGGGCAGGGAGACGCCGCACAGCCACCAGCCGCAGCACCAGGAUCAUGAUUCAUCAGAGAGUGGCAUGCUGUCCCGCUUGGGGGACCUGCUCUUCUACACUGUCGCUGAAGGACAGGAACGAAUCCCUAUCCACAAGUUCACUACUGCACUGAAGGCCACUGGACUGCAAACAUCAGACCCACGGCUCCGGGACUGCAUGAACCAGAUGCGCCGCAUGGUUCGAGAGUCCAGCAGUGGCGGCCUCUUGGACCGAGACCUCUUCCGAAAGUGUGUGAGCAGCAACAUUGUACUCCUGACCCAGGCAUUCCGAAAGAAGUUUGUCAUUCCUGAUUUUGAGGAGUUCACUGCCCAUGUGGAUCGCAUCUUUGAGGAUACCAAAGAGCUCACAGGAGGCAAAGUGGCAGCUUACAUCCCUCAGCUGGCCAAGUCAAACCCGGAGCUGUGGGGCGUCUCCCUGUGCACUGUGGAUGGUCAGCGGCAUUCCGUGGGCCACACAAAGAUCCCCUUCUGCCUGCAGUCCUGUGUGAAGCCCCUUACCUAUGCCAUCUCCAUAAGCACCCUGGGCACUGACUACGUGCACAAGUUUGUGGGCAAGGAGCCCAGUGGCCUGCGCUACAACAAGCUCUCCCUCAACGAGGAAGGAAUCCCUCAUAACCCCAUGGUUAACGCUGGUGCCAUUGUCGUGAGCUCCCUGAUCAAGAUGGACUGUAAUAAAGCAGAGAAAUUUGAUUUUGUGUUGCAGUAUCUAAACAAAAUGGCUGGCAAUGAAUUCAUGGGUUUCAGCAAUGCCACAUUCCAGUCAGAGAAGGAAACCGGGGAUCGGAAUUAUGCCAUUGGCUAUUAUCUCAAGGAAAAGAAGUGCUUUCCUAAGGGGGUGGACAUGAUGGCUGCCCUGGAUCUCUACUUCCAGCUGUGCUCUGUGGAGGUCACCUGUGAAUCAGGCAGUGUCAUGGCAGCCACCCUGGCCAAUGGCGGGAUCUGCCCCAUCACAGGCGAAAGUGUGUUGAGCGCGGAGGCAGUGCGCAACACCCUCAGCCUCAUGCAUUCCUGUGGCAUGUACGACUUCUCUGGCCAGUUUGCCUUCCAUGUGGGCCUGCCAGCCAAGUCAGCUGUGUCAGGAGCCAUUCUCCUGGUGGUACCUAAUGUAAUGGGAAUGAUGUGUCUAUCACCUCCACUGGACAAGCUGGGAAACAGUCAUAGGGGCAUCAGCUUCUGUCAGAAAUUGGUGUCUCUUUUCAAUUUCCACAACUAUGACAACCUCCGGCACUGUGCUCGGAAGUUAGACCCACGGCGUGAAGGCGGAGAAGUUCGGAACAAGACUGUUGUGAACCUGCUAUUUGCUGCUUACAGUGGAGAUGUCUCAGCUCUUCGAAGGUUUGCCUUGUCAGCCAUGGACAUGGAACAGAAAGACUAUGACUCCCGCACAGCCCUGCACAUUGCUGCGGCUGAAGGACACAUUGAAGUUGUUAAAUUCCUGAUUGAGGCUUGCAAAGUGAACCCUUUUGCCAAGGACAGAUGGGGCAACAUUCCCCUGGAUGAUGCUGUGCAGUUCAACCACCUGGAGGUGGUCAAAUUGCUUCAAGAUUAUCAGGACUCCUACACACUCUCCGAGACUCAGGCUGAGGCAGCAGCCGAGGCCCUGUCCAAAGAAAACUUAGAGAGCAUGGUGUGAGCACAGGCCAUAGACACAGUCCCUGCUCAAGAAAAAGCACAAGUUGGCUGCACACUUAACCUAGAACCACCAAAAAAUGCUAUGGAGAGCGACACUGCUUCAGUGAGGACCAAGGAAGUAAUUUGGUGACUUAGACCCAUGUUUUCUUUGAGAGUCAAAAUACCCAGCAUCCUUGGCAGACCGAGUGCAGAGAAGGGCCUCAGAGGACACCUGGAGGAAAGCUUUCCAAGGAGACUGUGGGCUUCUUCGGGGUAUAGCCUAAUGGUUUGGCCCAAAUCAAAACCAUCCCAGGACUUCACCCAGGUCCCCUCUUCCCCCUCCCGAAGAAACCACUGAGAGACAGAGAUAUUCUGGUAGACGGGCUUCAGCCACCAUACACGUGUAUAUAUCUAGAGGGAGACAGGGCACUAUGCACCUGGCUUUAGUAGUUGGAUUGUUGCUCCCCCUUGGCCAGAACAUGCUGCUUUUACCGCUGACAGUAAUUUUAUAGACAGAGAAAGUAUUUUGUGCUCAAAUAAACUUUAAUUACACAAAUAAUUAUUUUUGCUAAACCCAGCCCUUCUAUUUCUCCCUUAGGGGUAUCCAGCUGUAACACCAUCAUAGAAGGUAGCAUUAAGAUGGAACCACAGGGUCAGACAGGGCCCAAACAAUACAUAGUUCAUAUACAUACUCAGUUACCCACAAAGUUUUCCUUAACCCCAAAUACUGCUUUAAGUGUAUUUUGCUGCCAAGAGACAGGAGUUUGGGUCUAAACAGGACCAAAAGUGGACUACGCAAGACCUCAGGCCUCCCUCCUCCCUCUAGAAGUUCCAACUGUGGCAGAAAUAAAGAUGGAACUUCUCAAGAAUAAACAGUUUCAAUCACUAAUCCCUGAGAUAUCCCCCAAAUGUCUCUUCUCUUGUGGUCAUGUUUGUAACUAGCACAAUGAUUGUAAGCGACUCGCCGGGUGUCAGAGGUGUGCAGAUUAAGGCGGAUGGACUCAGGGUGAGAAUAGCU
Molecule: messenger RNA, 2805 nt
Organism: Choloepus didactylus (southern two-toed sloth)
Lineage: Eukaryota; Metazoa; Chordata; Mammalia; Pilosa; Megalonychidae
Gene: GLS2
Product: glutaminase 2
Exons: 18
Coding region: 1-1809 (602 amino acids)
Biological process (GO): L-glutamine catabolic process
Molecular function (GO): glutaminase activity; protein binding
Source: RefSeq, a predicted model, not a curated record